Phlebotomus argentipes is the source of this 4130-nucleotide messenger RNA. RefSeq names its product serine/threonine-protein phosphatase 1 regulatory subunit 10 (gene PNUTS). Gene Ontology annotation, molecular function: metal ion binding. Bases 876 to 4106 code for a protein of 1076 amino acids. Lineage: Eukaryota; Metazoa; Arthropoda; Insecta; Diptera; Psychodidae. Gene Ontology annotation, cellular component: nucleus. The transcript has 5 exons. The record is from RefSeq and is a predicted model, not a curated record.
GUCUCUCUGCGCUUGAAAGGCGUUCAUUGCGAAAAGUAAUAAAAAAAAACACCUUUUCCUCUACGUAGAACGCAAAAGGGAUAUGCUGAGAAGUCUCGCGGAAUGUUGUUAGAUUUUUCAUCAAAAUACAUCCGGGCGGAAAGGUAUGCUGAAAAGUGAAAUAUUGCUAAUAGAACAAAUUGUGAGUGCAAUUCCACCCCUAAAUACACCUCUGUUUGCCAUCAAUGCGCCAACAGCGCCUCUAGCGGAAUUAAAGGGCACAAGAAUUUUCACUUUUCAGUACGCCAUUUGCCACGGAAGACAACACAUCGAGAAAUAUUUAUUCCCCUAAUUUUACAAAUGUUUUAAUUCACUUUGAGCGAUUCUCUGACUAGGAGAGGACAGUAUUCACUAGCGGAAAGAGGCUAAAGGAGAGAUUGUUGGAGAAAAUAUAAUUUUACGCUGAUUGGGGCGCUGAGACUCCGCUGACGAGAGAGAGAAAGCGUUACGUAAUUCCACGAAGGCACAUUUCUGGGCCCACGUUUCGGGGAAUUUUCUGGUAUAUUUGAUUAGAUCCGGACUAGAUAAAGAAUAAGAAGGAAGUCUUGUGAGUCCUCGUUGAAUUCUGUGAUAAAGUAGAGAGACAAAGGAAAGCGUUUUCUGAACGUUUUAGAGACAUUUGCGCGUUCAGGGCGCUGCGUUGUGACCAUAGUUAGUGUAAAGUGAAUUUCACCUACAAAUUGAGGGCGAAAGAGCUAAAUUCUAAGGCUACGCCCUAAUUGCGUUUCACUUCCUCCGUCGCAGAAAAGCGGUGACGUAGGCAUUCCAUGGCAGCCAUCUUGUGAGGCAGACACGCAUUCAGGGUGGAUUUCGCAGUGACGCAUCGGGAGAGCAUUAUGCCUCGAAUCGAUCCACUGCAAUUGCUGACGUGCUUGGGCGUCCUCUUGGCCCCAAAUGGUGGAAUUCGCAGCGCUCAAGAAGUGAGACGUCUAGCUGGUCUGAUGGCGAAAUUCAGCAAUAGGCUUGUUUCCAAGUGCAUCUACAUUCAGAUACUGAAGUGCACAGACACAGAGCUUCUGGGGCAGUUUAUGGGCACCGGGGGCUGGACACUGACGCACAUGUGGCUCCAGGAUGGCAUUUUGACGAAGAAUUAUCCACUGGUGCAGGAGAUUCUGGAACUUUUGCUUCUCUGUCCUGUGGAUGUGGACCGGCUGAAGAGCAACUCAGCACCGAAGCUGGUGAAGCAGCUCUCCAAGGAGUCUCAUGAAGGUGUGAGAAUUCUGGCUUCUAAACUCGUGGAGCAGUGGCUGAAGAUUGUUAAAGGCGAAGCAGUUGGCAACACUCCGAGUGUUCCUCAAAUGAACUUCACUGGAAAUGACGCAGCUGAUGUAACAGAUGUUUCAAAUGGGGUUAUUAGUCAGAAGACGACGGAAUUGUACAGGAACUCUGUGGAUGAAAUGAAGGGUCAGAAUGUGUUUGAAUCGCAGGAGGCGCAAGUUGAGGACGUAUUGAGUGAAAAGGACAUAAUCGGGAGUGUUGAUUUAAAUGGAGAAAAUGGGUCUCUCGACGGUGAGUCGCAGAGUAAUGUUGAUAGUGGCAAAAAGACAAAAGUGUACAGUCACAAGAAUAAUUCGCUCGUGUAUAAAAUCACUGUGAAGGAUGGCAAGCAAGUGUUGGCGAAAGUGGAGACACCGGCGAGAGCAACAUCGCCACCCAAAGAGAAGGAUAAGGAGAAUCAGCGUGUGCAGGACAAAGAGAAGGACAAGUUGAAGAGUAAGCGUGAUGAUCGUGAUAAGAGUAAAUCGAAGGACAAGAAGAGUGAUAAAGAGAGGGAGAAGCAACGGGAGAAGGACAAGAAGUCAAGUCACAGAUCAUCUUCGUCUUCAGGGAAAUCGUCAUCGUCAUCAUCAAGUCAUAAGAGUUCAUCGAGUUCCAGUAGUGGAAAGAGUUCUAGUCGUGAUAAGGAUAGAGACCGGUCAAAAUCAUCGUCGUCAUCGUCAAAAUCGAGCAGCAGUCGAGAGAAGGACAAAGAUCGCCAUCGUGAGCGCUCUGACAAGGAGAAAGUCAGUCAAGCGGAGAAGGACAAGGACACACUGGCGAAAAUCAUGGGUACUGGACACCUGGAGAAGCUCGGGAAGAUUCCCAAGAAGACCAAAAAUGAGGGCGACAGCAGCUCAUCAACCAAAGAUGCGAGUAAAGAGUCCAAAUCGACAGCUCCAGCGCCGCCGCCCGCGAAGAAGGCCAGCAUAUCGAUUGAGCAGCGCAAAGAUGGAGAGAAUCGACCAAAUACUGUUAAGAAAUUCAAUUCGCAGUUCCGCAGUCAUGGGCUGGAGGAGGCCCCACCGCCGCCGGCAUCGCGACGGAAUCCAAAGAAGCCUGAUUCGACAGCGAAGCCGCUGGGUAGUCAGGGCGCCAACCCGGCGAUGAGCACCAAAUCGACUAGUGAGUCUGGGCUAAGUGGGAUUCCGGAGAAGAAACUGAAGCUCGAUGUGGCAGUGGCGAGUGCGAAUUCUUCAUCUUCGUCUGCUACUGCUGUUGCGGGGGAGAAGGCGACUCCUGAGAAAACAGAUAAGCCACAAUCGCCAGAGAAGGUGUCAAUAAAAGCACCUCCAGCGCCGAGACCUAAGCAAUCGAUGUUGGUUGAGACGGACGUCUUCAUGGAUGCUCUAUGUUCAACGGCAUCGACAAACAGGAAAGAUUUGAAAAAGAGAAAGCGACGAUCAAGCAGUUCAAAGGACGGCGCCUCGUCCAAUUCAUCUCCGCCUGAGAGUCCGACGGUGUCUUCGAAUCCAAAGGUUGCCCCACUGAAAUUCUACCAGGACACACUGGAGGUCAGUGAGGAGGCGGACAAGGAAGAUGAGAAGAGUGAGAAGACUGAGGAGGAGAAUGGUCGCUCUGCGGUCGAUCCGGAGGCUGAUGAUGAUGAUGUGAUAAAGAAUAAAAGAUUGAAAAGUGAUAAAGCAAAUUCCCUGGACCAAGACGACAGUGUCGAAGGGAAGAAGAAAGCAUCCAGGAGUGAUAAGGAGGAGAAUGAUGCCAAGGAAGCGACUAACGUCAGCGAGGAGGAGGUGAAGCCAAAGCCUCCCGGUCCGGGUUGCGGACCAGAUGGACCGCCGGGUGUGCUGGUGAUACAUCGGCGCAAGGGCCCGAAGAAGUCUGUCAAGUGGAAGCCACAGGAGGAACUGGAGCAGAUCCAGUACUUUGAGUUGGACGAGACGGAGCGCGUGAAUGUGACCAAGACAUUCACGGACAUGAAGCAGAUGGAGCGAUAUGGGGAGCGCGAGGCCUUCCUGAUGGCGCGCAAGCUAUCGGCGGAUGAUGUGAUGAUGGAGCAGACACCGUACAGACCACUGGUCAUUGUUGACGACGUGCCACCGCAUCCGAUGGGGGCGCAGAGCAAGGAGAAGAAGAUCCAGAUGGAGAGGGAACAGACUGUGCUCAAAGCGCUGUACUUCAACCGCAUGAUGAUUCCUGACUCCCCAGCUGAGCCUGACAUGGAGCAGUACAAGAUUACGGAUCCGGCCAUUAUUCCGCUCGAUGAUGGCAAUCCGGAGAAUGAGAAUGACUUCACCAACACACCGUGGCCAGAUCCGAAGGACACUCCGCCACAUGUAAGCGGAGGACUACAGGCUGACCAAGCGUUCAAUCAGUUCAACAUGAUGACCGGAGGGCCGCAAGCGAUGCCGCCGAACCCGUGGCAAAUGGGGGCGCCACCGUUUGCCCAGUUCAACAUGGCACAGUUUGCGCCGCAGUCAAUGGACCAGGGUAAUCCGAUGGCCUUCCCGCCACCGGAUGAGAUGAACGUGCCUGCAAUGAACAUGGGACCGUUCCCCGGAGCGCCGAAUCCCAAUUUUAUGCCCGGUCCGGGCGUGCCGUUUAACGGCUUUCCUGGCGACAUGGGCGGUCAGAUGAUGGGCAUGAACAUGCCCAGGGGACCGCCGCCCAACAUGCCACCAGGGGCACCGUGGUUCCGGCCCAACGCGCCGCCAAAUUGGCGCCCACCGCCGCCGAACCGCAACAAUUGGGUGCAUGGCAACAGCAGGGGAAUCUGCAAGCUGUACAAGAAGGGCUUCUGCAAGAAGGGCGACAAGUGCAAUUUCCUCCACACAGGCGGAAAUCGACGGUGAGACGACGAGUGGCCCAAAGCGGAA